This is a messenger RNA of Phragmites australis (common reed), 546 nucleotides long. RefSeq lists its product as uncharacterized. The coding region runs from base 1 to 546 and encodes 181 amino acids. The transcript has a single exon. The record is from RefSeq and is a predicted model, not a curated record. NCBI's taxonomy places the organism in Eukaryota, Viridiplantae, Streptophyta, Magnoliopsida, Poales, Poaceae.
AUGGUGCAGAACAUCCGCCUGGGCCGCGUGCUCGUCAACGGCGGAAGCUCGAUCAACCUCCUCUUUGCCGACACAUUGGACGCCCUGCAGAUUUUGAGAAGCUCGUUGAGGCCAACCCCACCUUUCUUCGGGAUCACUUCGGGCUCCUCAACCAAGCCACUGAAGCAAAUCGAGUUGCCCGUCACUUUCGGCUCACCGGACAACUUCAGGACCGAAAGAGUCCUUUUCGAUAUGGCUGACUUCGAGACUACGUAUAACACGAUCCUAGGCCGACCAGUGAUGGCCAAGUUUAUGGGCAUUACCCACUACACAUAUCAGGCAAUCAAAAUAACUGGGCCAAUAGGGGACAUCACCGUUGCUAGCAACGCCAAGAUAGCCCUGCACUGCGACAAGAGGAGCCUCAACAUGGUCGGACUGACUCCCGGGUCGCAUCCCGUGACCACAGAACCCAGCAAGUGGCCGAAAAAAGUCCAUAUCGUCGCUAGCCCUGACGAUCAGCUCAAGGCAGUGAGUCUGGACGACACCAACCCAACCAAGUCGGUCUAG